AUGGCAAAACGCUUGGGCCUGGGCCCUGAAAUUAGAGAGCUUAAAUUUGGAUCCUCUUUCAAUAAUAAUUCUGGCAGUAAUGGUGACAAAACAUCCUUCCACACUAUCAAAUAUGACUUCAAGCCAGCAAGUGUCGAUGUCUCAAAAAUGGCAACAGUAGAAGUGGGUCCAAACAAUAUGAUGACAGUAACAGUUCCUCACCUGGACGGUGCGGGACUCCCUCACACAGUGUUCAAGGGCUCGCAGCGGCCCUACAGCAAGGAGUGUGUCCUGAUAUUCGAUCGAAAAACCGGCGAAAUAACCCUAGAAAAAUUGUCCUCGAAUAUCCAGGUGAAGAAGACCAGGGUAGACCACAGAGCCCAGUCUCUGUCGGCUGGCCCGACACUAACCUCGACGGCUUCCAAUUCGCUGAAUCGUCCCAAUACUCCAAUAGAGUCCAAAUCAAAGCCUAGCAAUCAAAGUACCUCGACGAAUAAUCCGGCAAUGAAUGCCGGUCACGGAAGGUCAAGUAGCAGGACCAAAGUUACCAGUGGCACCAAGAGAGAACCUCAUGUUCAGUAUCAUCCCAAGCCUGCAGCUAGUCCUUUGCGUAAAUCUCCCUACCACGGAAAGAGUCCUUCUAACGGACCGUCAUUUUCUAAUAAUAUAAGUUCUCCCGCAAGAGCCAUUAGUUCAAAUCACGGUGCAUUGCCAUCGCUGACCGGCCUUCCAGUUAUUGGUGGCUUAGACGACAGUGAUAAUCCUUCGGAUCCUGAAGACUUCCAAGUACCAGCACAACCUCCAAAGCCUGUAUCCGUUCCUACUACUGUAGUUACUCCGAAUCCAAUGGAGCUACCGAUCAACUUGGAUGAUCAAAUCGGCGUGCUCAGUGAUAGCAGCUCAAGCAGUGGAUCCAGUUCUGAUAGCUCUGAUAGUGAUUCAGAUAUGGAACCUGGGACUGCGACAUGA
Messenger RNA from Cotesia congregata, 948 nucleotides. NCBI's taxonomy places the organism in Eukaryota, Metazoa, Arthropoda, Insecta, Hymenoptera, Braconidae. The record is from the annotation of a GenBank genome assembly.